Colossoma macropomum (tambaqui) is the source of this 2281-nucleotide messenger RNA. Its product is annotated as trichohyalin-like. The coding region runs from base 1 to 2193 and encodes 730 amino acids. The record is from RefSeq and is a predicted model, not a curated record. NCBI's taxonomy places the organism in Eukaryota, Metazoa, Chordata, Actinopteri, Characiformes, Serrasalmidae. The transcript is spliced from 3 exons.
AUGCGGGCUAAAGCUAUCAGGCCAAAUAAUGAAGAAGCAGAGAGAGGAACAGCAGCUCUGUCAGCUUCAGAGAGAGAGGAGAGAGAUAGAGAGAGAGCUGGAGAUGAUGAAGAAGGAGUUGAUGAGAAUGAAAAAGAAGGAGAGGAAGCUGGAAAAGAAAUGGUUCCGAAGGGUCAGGAGUGUUUUAGAGACACAGUGAAAGAGAUCAGAGCCAUGAAGGAAAGAGUGAGAAAGAACGCCAUGGAGAUCCUGAGAUGCAAGGAGCAAGAAGAAGACCUGGAACAAGAGCUGGAGACAAUGAGAAAAAAAGUGCUAGAGAAAGAGCACAGAGAGGAGAUGACCAAAACACACGUGGAGAGAGAGAGCUUGCUUCUUCUUGAGCAAAUACAGAAAGAGAGACAGAUGAAGGAUUUGAAACAGAGGAAGAGAGAAGAGGCUCUGAAAACAGAGCUGGAAGAACUGAAGCUCAGAAUGGCUUCCAUAACGAGACACAGAGAGGAGAAGCAGCUCAAAGAGUUUAGCGUUCUGAGAGAGAGAGAGACAAAGGAGAGCAUAAGACCAAAGGACCGACAGAGAGAGGAAGAGAGGAAAUAUCAGACUGAGAAUGAAAGACUGGAACUGGAGGAAAGAAAGAGAGAAGAAGAACUGAAAAAGAAGCAAGAAAAGUUCAAAGAACUGCAAGAGAUGAGAAGAAAGAUGGAGGCACAGAUUGAGCUGGAGAGGAAGGCAGCGAAGGAGACAGAAAUGGCCAUUCUAGAAGAAAUGGAGAGAAAAAGAAAGAAUGAAAGACAAAAGAUGGAGAAACAGCUGGUGGAGAGACAAAAACGAAUGGAAAAAGAGCUCCAGAAACAGAGGCAAGCGGAAGCGCAACUGAGAGAGAUGGAGAGAAAGAUGAUGGAGAAAAGCAAAUUAGCUGCAGAAAGAGAAGAGAAAUGGCGAGAAAUGAUGAAAAAGCGAGAGGAAGAGUGGAAGUACAGAUAUCUGGCAAUGGAGAGAGCAAAAGAGGAAGAAAUGAGGGCUGAAAAAGAGAAAGCCCAAGAGAUAGAGAGACAGAUGGAUGAAGAAAGAGAGAAAGCAAAGAGAGAUCAUGAAAAGCAAAACAUGGAGAAAGAACGAGCACCAGAGACGAGAAGGCAGAUGGAAAUGAAACUGCAGGAAAGUUUUCACAUCCAGAUGGAGGAAAAGCUACAGAUUGAGCAGGAGUGGAGAGAGAAGGAGAGCAAGACAGAAGAAGUGGAGGCAAAGCUAGAUGAAGAAAGUCAGAAGCUAGGGAAGGAGGUGGAGGAAAGGAAGAAAGAGACAGAGUGGGAGAAAGACAUGGUAGUAGAAAAGAUUAAGGAGAAGGAAGAACAUCUGAGAGACAUGGAGAGAAGGCUGGAAGGAAGGAGAGAAAUGACAGAUGUGAAACAAGAGAUAGAACUUAAACAAGAAAUGCAGUUUAAGGAGAACGUAAAAGAAGUGGACAAAGAGUCUGAGGAGCAGAAAGACAGAAAGGAGCAAAGGGAUGAAACUAAAAUGAGAAGAGAAAUCAAGAUUGAGGAAGACAAAAGUGGAAACGUGUCAAAGGAGAGGGUGCCCAAUCUGGAUGAAAUUACGAUAAAGAAAGAAAAUGAAACGCCAGAGGUAGACAAACAACUGACCGAGAUAAAGAGAGAGAUGGAGGAGGAGAAGCAAAAAGAGGAACGUCUGCUCCAAGAAACAGUGAAUCCGAGAGAGGAGGACCAACAGAAAGAGUGGAAAGAACAUCAAAUGGAGAUCCAGAAAAUAAAGGAGGCGAGGCAGGAACACAUGGACAGAGAAAAGCGUCGGAAGAGAGAGAUUCUGAAAAGAAUGUUUGCUCCCGGAGUGAACUUUUUUAGAUCAGAAGAGGGAGAUCGGCGCAGGGGCUUUGGAGGCAGAAGAAGGAACAAAUGCCUCAAUGAGGAAAAACAACAAGAGAACACUGAGCUGGAGAACGAGCAAGAUAAUCUCCAGCAACCAAGCUGGCCAGUUUCUCCAAAUGGAGGAGGCCUGCUGAUAAGUGUGACGCCCCUCAAUCCAUGUCCAGAACCUGCGGAGGAACCCAAAGACACUCCCUCUCCAGCAGCUACUGAGGAUGGUGUGGAGGAACAGCAGAGCAACGCUGGCGCUGAGGAAACCGGCCCACAGCAUCAGACUGAGCCACAAAAAGAGACUCAGUCCCACACCCGAUGACUCAGAGGAUAAACUCACCAUGGUGGAAACCACAAAGGAGUUUGUGCUGCGACCGCUUGCACCAGGUGCUACGGUCAAGUGCUGCAUA